Molecule: messenger RNA, 1659 nt
Organism: Cryptococcus deneoformans JEC21
Lineage: Eukaryota; Fungi; Basidiomycota; Tremellomycetes; Tremellales; Cryptococcaceae
Product: cytochrome-b5 reductase, putative
Exons: 2
Coding region: 343-1260 (305 amino acids)
Biological process (GO): ergosterol biosynthetic process
Molecular function (GO): cytochrome-b5 reductase activity, acting on NAD(P)H
Source: RefSeq, a predicted model, not a curated record
GCAAAGCCAAGCUGAGAUCUAGUUCAAAAGCUUGACACCUUAGCGUAGUGCAAAUGGUUAGACCCGGCAUGCCCAUGGCGCGAUCCCUUCAUUCAGACGUGCCAAACGUAAUGUCUCAAUCGAUUUCCGCGGUAUUGUUUACAGGCAGAACCGGCGAAAUGUGCAUCUUCACGGGUACCCUCAAAGUCUCUCGCAGCCCGAGAAACAAAAGCACGAACCCUGCUACAACAGCUUUCGACUUAGCCAUCUACAAAGCUGACCGAACCUUUUGAGUCGGCAUCGAUCUCAGUCAUUCUGACGACUGACACCUGAAUCCCCGAUCCUCAGACCACUGCAUCGAACAUGGCUUCCGUCUUCGCCCGGAGACCAGUCCUCAUCACUGCUACGGCUGUCGCUGUAGCAGGUACAGCCUUCUACUUCUCUCUUCCAGCACCAACACGUCUCGAUUCCGCGUAUAAUGAGGUCUCUAGGGCCCUCUCCUUCCCUCGAAAUAUGGUCUUCUCCCGCGACCUGAAGGUCAGAACCGUCGAGCGAGUCAAUCAUGACACCAAGAAGAUUACCUUAGAGCUGCCUGGUGGCGACAGUCAAAUCAGCGGCGUGCCAGCCUCAGCCGCAAUUCUAACCCAGCACACUUCCGCCACCUCCUGGUUCCCUAUCCUCCGGCCUUAUACCCCAAUCUCUUCGCCUGAAACACCCGGCAUCCUGCAGCUUCUCGUAAAAUGCUACCCAUCUGGCCGCGCCUCGACUCGCAUGCACUCCCUCCAACCUGGCGACGUUCUCACCGUCCGCGGCCCUCUUCCAGGGUACACCUACACGCCCAGCCUUACGCAGCCGCGCUCUGUCCUUCUCGUAGCGGGUGGCGCGGGCAUUACGCCCAUCUACUCCUUAGCCCGUGAGAUUCUGACGGCUCAUGCGGGCGACCAGACGCAAGUACAGCUGUUGUGGGGCGUGAACGGGAUGAAUGACAUCGUGCUUAAGGAUGAACUAGAGGAGUUGGAACGGAGGUAUCCGGAGAGGUUCAAGGUGACUUACGCCAUCUCGGGAAUCGGAAAGAUGGGCGAAGGGGAGAAAUAUAGGAAGGGGCAUGUGAGUCGAGAGAUGUUGGAAGAGGCGAUAAAGCGGUGUGAGGGACGGUUAGGUGACGCGAGAGGGAUGAAGGUGUUCCUGUGUGGGCCGCCCAAGAUGGAGGAGGCGCUUGACGGGAAGAAGGGGGUUCUUCGAGAGCUGGGGUUAGGGAGGAAGGAGAUAUAUAAGUUCUAAAUGGAUCGUGAGACAUUUUUAGUGCCGUGACAAAGCAUGCCUUGCAAGAUAUUACCAUUGUUUUCUUUUCUACGGAGCAGGUAUUAUAUGGGAAGAGGCAGAGGGCUGGAAGAUAUGGAUGACGCCGCUGCGAUGGUACCUGACGAUGGUCGAUGCAGAGCUGUUUUCAUUUUUCACAAGUAUGGCAGCUAGGGAGGCCGGACCAGCCUUAAAAUAUAUCUGACCAAGGAAGCGCGUAGACUGAUCAGACUCGAAGCAAGCUCUCACAGUCACAGUGGACGCGAACAACUAGAGACUGGGCGAAACGAGAUGGCGGACGCACAUCAGCGAAGGUUAUUAUAGAUAGAGCUCCAGCUAUUCUUGACCACGCAAGACGUACUGGUACGCCCCAAAGUGAAA